Molecule: messenger RNA, 1884 nt
Organism: Anoplophora glabripennis (Asian longhorned beetle)
Lineage: Eukaryota; Metazoa; Arthropoda; Insecta; Coleoptera; Cerambycidae
Gene: Cyp301a1
Product: probable cytochrome P450 301a1, mitochondrial
Exons: 10
Coding region: 103-1665 (520 amino acids)
Molecular function (GO): monooxygenase activity; heme binding; iron ion binding
Source: RefSeq, a predicted model, not a curated record
AAGUUAGUUAGGAAAACAUCGUGGUGAAUUAGUUUAAUUGUACAAAAAAUGAGGACUGACAUAUACUUGAAUAAUUAGUGUUGAUAACAUUUUUUUCAUACCAUGUCUAAUAAAAUAGAUAAACUCUCCAAAAUUUUCACAAGAAGCCGAUCUCACACCGUCCUAACAGAGUCAGAAAUCCUUCAGCCACACUCGGAAAAUCUAGAAAGGGUCAAACCUUAUUCAGAAGUCCCUGGACCAAGACCGAUACCGGUUUUGGGAAACACCUGGAGACUUUUACCAAUAGUCGGGCAGUACGACGUUUCGGACGUGGCUAAACUGUCAUCCUUAUUCUACCAAGAAUAUGGAAAGAUCGUCAAAUUGUCCGGGUUGAUAGGAAGACCAGACUUACUGUUCAUCUAUGACGCAGAUGAAAUAGAAAAAGUUUACAGAAGGGAAGGGCCUACGCCCUUCAGACCUUCUAUGCCUUGUCUUGUGAAAUACAAGAGCGACAUAAGGAAGAACUUUUUCGGAGAAUUGGCCGGAGUUGUCGGAGUGCAUGGAGAACCAUGGAGGCUCUUCAGGACUAAAGUGCAGAAGCCCAUUCUUCAACUCAGAACAGUGAAAAAGUAUAUUGAGCCAAUAGAAGUUGUCACCAAAGAUUUUAUUCAAAGGAUGCUUGAAAUGAAGGACGAAAACGAUGAGAUGCCUGCUGAUUUCGAUAAUGAGAUUCAUAAAUGGUCUCUAGAAUGCAUUGGACGAGUAUCGCUUGAUGUUAGAUUGGGUUGCCUAGAUCCAAAUUUGUCCCCAGAGUCCGAACCUCAAAAAAUAAUAGACGCUGCCAAGUAUGCACUGAGGAACAUAGCGAUCCUGGAAUUAAGGUUUCCGUUUUGGAGGUACUUUCCCACGUCGAUCUGGACCAAAUAUGUGAAGAAUAUGGACUACUUUAUAGAAGUUUGCAUGAAGCAUAUAGAUGCUGCCAUGGAAAAAUUGAAGACAAAAACAGUGUUAGAUGAAAAGGAGCUGUCUCUAGUGGAACGAAUUUUGGCCAAUGAACCGGAUCCUAAAACUGCCUACAUUUUGGCACUGGACCUUAUUUUAGUUGGAAUUGAUACUAUAUCAAUGGCAGUAUGUUCAAUUCUGUAUCAGCUGGCGACGAGACCAGAACAACAAGAAAAAAUGUAUCAGGAACUGAAACAGAUUUUACCACACCCCAACGAUCCGCUAGACUCGAAGAAACUAGAUCAAAUGGUGUUUUUGAAGGCAUUUAUCAAGGAAGUUUUUAGAUUAUAUUCAACAGUUAUUGGAAAUGGUAGAACUUUGCAGGAAGACAUGGUACUACUUGGGUACAAAGUUCCUAAAGGUGUCCAAGUUGUGUUUCCAACACUGGUAACAGGCAGCAUGGGUGAAUACGUUUCAGAAGCCGACAAAUUCAUACCAGAACGUUGGACGAAAACUGAGAGUGAAAACUACAAACUCCACCCCUUCGCUUCCCUACCGUACGGCUAUGGGGCUAGAAUGUGCCUUGGUAGGAGAUUUGCGGAUUUGGAAAUGCAGGUGUUGUUAGCUAAGCUUAUACGGUCUUAUAGGUUGGAAUACCACCACGAACCCCUUGACUAUAAAGUAACUUUUAUGUAUGCUCCCGAUGGAGAACUACGGUUUAAAAUGAUUAAAAGAGACGAUUGAAAUUGGAACAAUGAAUGUUUAACCUCACAUUCUUCCGUUUCUGUCAAAAUAAUUGUUUGUCUUAUUAUUCUCACAUUUCAGUUGAAACAGAUCUGAAGAACUGUGUAUAAAAACUAAUAGACAAAUAUUUUGUAAUAUAAUUGUACUAUAAUAUGUAUAUAUGCAGCACCCAGCUGUGAUAUAACUAGUAUUUAUUUAUAUUUUACAACCAAGUUGUUA